Messenger RNA from Rosa chinensis, 1993 nucleotides. Its product is annotated as protein trichome birefringence-like 4. Gene Ontology annotation, cellular component: Golgi apparatus. Lineage: Eukaryota; Viridiplantae; Streptophyta; Magnoliopsida; Rosales; Rosaceae. The coding region runs from base 126 to 1703 and encodes 525 amino acids. The transcript is spliced from 6 exons. The record is from RefSeq and is a predicted model, not a curated record. Gene Ontology annotation, molecular function: O-acetyltransferase activity.
UCCCUACUUAUCUAUUAAUCUAUUAUUGCACCUGCAUGCUUAGUGUUCCCUUUCUCCACAAUUAGCAAAUCUCAGAGCUUAUCAACACUAUUAAUUUUUGCUUCUCUCCAUCUUUCCUACCAACAAUGGCAGAUUCCUCACCCCAAACUACAAAGCACCACUCACCCACUAAAGCAGAGCCCAAGGCUUCUCUUUCUUCCAUCUUCUUCACUUCAAGAAAAGCCUCCGCCUUUGCUUAUGGAAUCGCCUUUGCUCUCAUUGCCUUCACUUCCUUCUGGGUUUUCAACCCAUCUGGCUACUCUUUCCCUUUUAGCUUCAACACCAUCUUCUACUCUUCUCCUUCCAACUCUUCUCAGGAAGUUACUAAAUCCCCAAAGAUCGAAUCUUUACCACAUUUGGGCAGCAAUGGAAGUUUGAACAGUGAAAUGGGUGCUUCUCAGUUUUCCGGGAAGAUGGGAAAUCAGAGCAGUACUCAAAUGGGUACUGAUCAAUCUUCAAAACCCGUGAUUUCUUUGCCCCAAGAAUCCAAUCACACCAGAAAUGAGUCUUCUUUUUCUGAAGGUUCUAGUGGGGAAAAUGGUUUGCCAAGCUAUGUGGCAUUGAAGUCCAUAAGCAAUGAGGGGUUGUCUGGGUUUGAGUUGAUUAAUGGUUGUGAUUUGUUUGAUGGAAGAUGGGUGAGAGAUGAUUCAUACCCACUUUAUGCUGCUGGGUCUUGUCCUUACAUUGAUGAAUCUUUCAAUUGUUUUCUCAAUAGUAGGCCUGAUAAUGGUUAUGAAAAGUAUAGAUGGCAACCCAAAAACUGCAAUCUCCCAAGGAUGAAUGGAAGGAACAUGUUGGAAUUAUUGAGAGGAAAGCGUCUAGUUUUUGUUGGUGAUUCUCUCAACAGGAAUAUGUGGGAGUCUUUGGUUUGUCUUCUUAGGAAUUCAGUGGAUGAUAAGAGCAGAGUUUUUGAAGCUUCUGGCAGGAGCGAAUUUCGUACAGAGGGCGCCUAUUUUUUUGUAUUCAAGGAUUACAAUUGUUCACUGGAGUUUGUUCAAUCACCAUUUCUAGUUCAAGAAUCGGAGGUGCUAACCACAAAUGGGUCAAAGAAGGAAACACUGCGCCUGGAUAUGAUUCAGAGAUCCUUGGAUAAGUACAAAAGUGCAGAUGUUCUCGUCUUCAACACAGGUCACUGGUGGACUCAUGAUAAAACUUCCAGAGGGCAGGGUUACUAUCAAGAGGGUGAAUAUAUCUAUAGUCAAUUGAAUGUCAAAGAGGCGUAUGGAAAAGCUAUAACAACAUGGGCCAGAUGGCUGGAUGCUAAUAUAAAUCCUGAAAAAACUGUUGUUUUCUUCCGGGGCUAUUCGCCCAAUCACUUUAGUGGUGGAAGAUGGAAUACUGGAGGUCAAUGUCAUGGUCGGACAGAGCCAGUUCAAUACGAGGCAUACAAAGGAAAAUAUCCUGCAAAGAUGAGAAUACUGGACUCAGUAAUCAGGGAAAUGAAGAUUCCAAUCUUUUAUCUGAAUGUUACAAAAAUGACUGAUUUUCGGAGGGAUGCUCACCCAUCCAUUUACAGAAAGCAGAAUUUGACAGAGGAGGAGAGACAGUUGUCUUUGAGAUCCCAGGAUUGCAGUCAUUGGUGCCUCCCUGGUGUUCCUGAUACAUGGAACGAGCUUCUAUAUGCUCAUCUCCUUACAUAUACCCUGCAGCGGAGGAGACCAUAGGUGAAAGCUAAUCAUCAUCUGUGAAUCUUACAUUGAUAAUGUUCCAAAAUUGUCUACAGUAUUCUUUUGUUGUAGUACUGGUCAUCACUCAUUACACUACACAAGAUGAAAUCCAGCAAGGACUUUCUUCAUUAGGUUGUAAUCUGGCAAACGUCGUGUGAAGUAGGAGGUAGGCUGGGAUUAUUUUCCUUAGGUUACCAGUGAAUGUCACACCGACAAUAUUACACUGUAACGAUCACUUGAAGGACUAGUCUCUUUUUACUAUAAGCCGAUAUUUUUGCUCAGUUUUA